Adineta ricciae is the source of this 3300-nucleotide messenger RNA. The record is from the annotation of a GenBank genome assembly. Lineage: Eukaryota; Metazoa; Rotifera; Eurotatoria; Adinetida; Adinetidae.
AUGAAAGCUCAACAGAUAGAUAAUGAUAGGUCGACACCAGUAUUUGUCAAAUUGCUCUUGUGUUGUUGUUGUUGUUGUUGUUUUACGAAAGGCAGAAGAGGAGAAAAAAAACAUAUCUUGUGGAAUCAAAUACUUCCAGAAAAGUCGACAAUUUUCGUCGAAAUGUGCCAGAACAGUACAUCUAUUCAAUCACGGAUCUUUCCGAAACAAUUCGACGACGACCGAUUUAGUGAUGAUUCAUGUUCACAAGAUUUGUUUAGCACAUCGAAUAGAAAAAUGUCCGAUGAUCAAUCGGAUUUUGUAUCAUUUAAUUUUGAUUCAGAAUUGAAUUGCAAUAGUUGUAUAGCAGAUGUCAAUGAUCUCUUUUGUGAUAAAGAUACUUUUUUACCAUGUUUCGAAACCGAAACAUUGAUACCAACGAAACCGGUGCUAGCAUCAACGCGAGGCAGUCGUGUGAAUAGUAAAUGUGGAAAAGGUAAACCAGCACAAGCAUACAUUAACACAGAUGCAUUAAACCGAAAACGCGCUAGACGAAAUGCUCGUCGUCGUCAUCGAUUGAGUUCGGAUUCUCCUACACCUCCGAAUUCGAUCAGUCCACAAUCACAUUCUUCCAAUUCGGAUAAUUUACAACUUGCACAAUGUCAUCGAACACUGUCCAGUUCACGUGGUCGACCAAUCAAAGUUCGAAGAGAUGAUUACAGUGUUACGACGACAGUAACAUCGACAACCGAGCAUGUUUCUGCUCAGCACGAAGCAAUCAAAGAUGAUGAUGAACAUCAUUCCGUAACUGUUUUAUGCGCCUCGAAUGAAGUUUAUGCGGUUUCUCAAGAUAUGUGCGUGAGUUGUGGAAGUAUCGGUGUAGAUGACGAAGGACAAUUAAUAUCCUGUUCUCAAUGUGGUCAAACUUAUCAUCCAUAUUGUGUUGGUUUCACAAAAAUGAUCUCUCGAGUUAUCUUCGAUAAAGGUUGGCGCUGUCUUGAUUGUACUGUUUGCGAAUGCUGUGGUAAAACAACAGACGAAGGCAAACUUCUUCUUUGUGAUGAUUGUGAUAUUUCAUAUCAUACUUAUUGCCUCACACCACCACUCGACCAAGUACCAAAAGGAAAUUGGAAAUGUCAAUGGUGUGUACGUUGUUUGAAAUGCGGUUCAACCAGUCCAGGCGCUGAUUGCCAAUGGGAAAAUAAUUAUACUGAAUGUGGUCAAUGUUAUUCAUUAAAUACAUGUCCAUUAUGUUUACGUAAAUAUUCAUUGGAUGAAUUGAUCAUUCAGUGUACGAACUGUAAUCGCUGGUGUCACAGUAUGUGUGCGAAUAUCUUUACCGAAGAAAUGGCUGAAAAGAGGUGUCACGAACAAUCAUUCAUUUGCUUGUUAUGCAAGCCAGACCAAUCGACGUUUACAUUGGUGCGACAUUCAUCGAAUAAUUCAAUGAAUGAUCAGCAAAUUUUGCAAUCAAAACCCGUGAAAUUUGAUGAAGGUGUUUAUUUAACUGAUAAUGGUGUUGCGCAUUUGAAAUCGAUUCGACCGAAGCUUUCCGCGCAUCCAUCGCGGAAAUCAAAACAGAUCUUGCAGAAAAAUCAAAAUGCUUUCAAAAGAACGAAUUCUUCCUUGAUCAAUGAUGACGAACGAUCGGAUGAAGAAAAACUUCUUCUAACCAAUGACCACCAAACCAAAAAGCCAAUAAAAAAAUACACAGGCAUCGGUGGAUUCGUCGUCAAAAUUCGUGGAAACCGUCGUCGACAAGAUUUACUUCACAUGGAUAGUGAAAUCUUACGGACGAAGAAUAAGCGAUUACGAAAGACGAUUCUCGAAGAACAUAUGCCUCCCGAAAUGCAGGAAGCAUUUUUCGGCAUGGAACUUGCGAAUCGAAAUCAAGCGAGAAACCCGUUGACUGAUGAUUCGUCUUGCCACGAUUCAUCAACGGUGAAUUUCAAAUGUUUGGAUAAUGAAUACGCAAUUCAAUUAGAUAAUGAAACAAUAAAAUAUUUAUCGACGAAGAAAAGACCACCGGCAUCUGUACCGAAUGAAGAGGAAAAUGAAAUGCAACCAAUUUUCAAUAAUGAAGAAUUUAUUGAUUUGGUGGAUUAUAUUCUCAAUCCAGCAGCUCCAAAUCCACCAUGCAAUACCUCAGGAGAUAUCUGGGAAUUUAUUGAAUUUGUGGAUCAACCAAAUCAGAAUGAUAAUUCAUCAGCGAUGGAUUGGUCGAAUAGUAGUAUCUAUCAAACAAAUAAUCCAACUCAAAUCAUUCGAAAUAUGGCUCGAGAAUUAGAAGAAUCUACUGUUGGUCCAUCCCAAGCGACGUUUCUUUCUCAAACAAAUAAGAACAUUCUUCGUCAAGAUUGUAUGCCAUGGUUACCACAAUCACAUAUGACCCAACAACAACAACAACAACAACAGCAUCAGCAACCACCACCACCACUGCUUAACACGGUGUACUCAUGUCCUGAUGGACCAUCGUUAUCAGCGGUUCAAUCACCCGAAUUUAACCGUUCAAAAUUAGAAUUCAAACGUCAUCCAUCUUUGAUGGGCAUGGAUGAAUCUUAUCACAUGUAUCAAGCAUACCAACAGCCAAUCCAAGGAGAGAAUUUACCGAAAACCAUGGCGACUGAGAAACAUUCAUGUAUUUCAAAUACACAUUGUCAAUCAAAUGGUCUACAACAUUCACAAUCAUAUCAACCGAAUUCGUUACCAUCAUUUGAUCUUCAAUCUCCAUUCGGUAAAGAUCCAUCUGCUUUAUUCAUAACGAAAACUAACAAAUAUCAAUCUAAAACAUCGCCUUAUUCAACAUAUAGUACUAAUUCAUCCGAUAUGAUCCAUCCGUAUCAUACUCAACCACCGCCGCCACCACCACCACCACUCAUGAGAUCAGCAUCAUGUUACGCGGUGUCACCAUCAACGAAUGGACGUCAUCCGAAUUCAACUAUUGAUCCGUCAUUUUCAGAACCUCAUCUUCCAACAAAUGGAAAGAAGUCGACCACACGCACUGAUAUAUUGCAAAAUGUACCUGCUGAUGUCCUCGAGAAAAUCGAUGAAGUUAUUUCGACGGUUAUCUCUGGCCAAGGUGAAAUUCCGAUUGAAUCGGAAAGUACACGUCAUCGCUAUCAAUCCCGAUUAUCAUAUACCGAACAGCAUAAUGUCAUCUAUGAUUCGUCUUACAUUCCAUUGAAUCAAGAGAAUUUAUCUUCACAACAAUAUGAUUAUUUCCCAUCGACAUCAUCUCAUGAAUCAGGUCGUACAGUUGUUGCUGAACUUAUUUCUUCCAUAUUAUCCAAUGGUGCAUCAACAAGUUCGGCUACUAUGUGA